Magallana angulata is the source of this 6989-nucleotide messenger RNA. RefSeq lists its product as uncharacterized. Gene Ontology annotation, biological process: DNA replication; L-tyrosine catabolic process. Gene Ontology annotation, cellular component: Golgi membrane; endoplasmic reticulum membrane. The record is from RefSeq and is a predicted model, not a curated record. Gene Ontology annotation, molecular function: protein binding; 4-hydroxyphenylpyruvate dioxygenase activity; ATP binding. The transcript is spliced from 41 exons. The coding region runs from base 64 to 6075 and encodes 2003 amino acids. NCBI's taxonomy places the organism in Eukaryota, Metazoa, Mollusca, Bivalvia, Ostreida, Ostreidae.
ACAUUUAUCAUAAAUCAACCCGCGGGAAAUGUCUACUUUCAUUUUUGGCAGAGAAAUCUUGCUAUGUGGCUUUUAAAACCACUGUCAGAAUUAGGUUCAACUUUCAAUUUGCUGUCAAAUGCUGUUUAUAUCGUCGGCCGAAAGGACUGUGAGAUUCUUCUUCCUUCGGAUCAAGCUGUCAGCCGAAAGCAUGCGCAGAUUAAAGUGUCUCAUCUUGAAAAUAACAUUACAAAACCAGAUAGAACACCAGUAGCUGUUUUGACUGACCUCUCAAAAUUUGGAACAUGGCUAAAUAAUGUGAAAUUGAAUAAUGGGGAAGAAAAACUACUCAGUGAUGGAGACCAGAUCAUGUUUGGAUCGCCAAAGUCUUCUUUCUUGGUGGUUUAUGAACCCUUCAUUAUUUCCACAUCUUGUCUGGAUAAUCCAUCAAAGAAGCUGGUGCGGACACUUCUGACCUCAUUAGGGGGUCACAUGGUCAACGAGUGGAGAUCGGACUGCCAUCUGUUGGUGAUGAACAACCUCAGUGUCACUAUCAAGGUCAUCUCAGCUUUAGUUUCACAAAAGCAUAUUGUAACUCCAGCAUACCUGGAAAAUGUUUUGAAAAACACGAAGGAGGGUGCUGCAAUGCCAGAUCCAGAUUUGUUUCUUCCAAAUAUAUCUGAAACACAGAUAAACCCUGACCAGGUUUCAUUUAAACCAGAUGUGAAGCGAGCAACAAUAUUCCAGGGAAUGAAGUUUAUAUUUCUCAGUGCUAAACAGUUCAAGAAGAUGAGUCUGACAGUGGAGAUGGGAGGGGGACUGCCAAUUCUGAUGGAUGACCCGUCCAGUGGUGACCUUGAGAUGUUGGUGGAGCCAGGGUCAGUGGUGAUGCAGAGCGACCCCUCCGACGCUUCCCAGGGGUUCUCACAGCAGAAUGUGGACUGGAUCACGCAAGUCAUCAAGUACAUUAAAAAACACAAGAAGCAUUUGAUUCAGGAUGCAGAGUUGGGGUUUGCAGUUCUCCAUUGCUCCACAGAACAGCAUUGUAACCCAGAUGUGCCAUUUAUGAGUCAGAUACCGCAGCCACAGAUUCCGUCCCAGUCACUCACACAGACAGACAUACUGGCUCACAACACAGAACCAGGGGCUAGAUCACCUGUGAUUGAAAGUAGGAAUGACCCUAGUAAAAUAGAUGAGACUACAAUAGAACCACCUAGAAAUGAUAUGACAAGAACAAGAUCCUCCAAGAAUCAAUCAAAAAGGUCUAUUUCCACAGCUCCGAGGCUAAUGUCGGAAAACGAAACCAUGAAAGAAUCAAACGAACGGGAAACCCUAGAACCUAGUGCUUCAAGGAACACAGCAUUAUCUGACACAAUGGAUGGACAGUGUUUAGGAAGGCAGGUCAAGAAAGAGAAGAUUACUCCUGAUAAACGGGUUCCUUGUAGACAAAGUCCAAGAAGGUCCCCUAGUCCAGUGUCCAUGAGAGUGUCACCAAAAAGGCCCACAGAAACGAAUCAUGAUUUCCAAAGUCCUGGUCCAAGUAAGUCUAGCAGAAAGUCAGACGGUCAGAGAGCCCCAGCCUCAAAAGUCAAAGUAGAACUACAGGAUGAUUCAGAUGAAUUCAGUGCAGUGUAUGAAACAGAGAAGGACAAGAAAAUUGUCAAAAAUGUGGAAAAUGAGGAGUGGUCUUCAAAACACAAAAAUACGGCCAAGAAAGAAUCUAGACUAUCUCUGAAAAAACCCAGUCCUGAUAAACCAAGUCCAUCAAAAGUGUCGUCCAGUGCAAAAGGUAGAGAGAAAAGAAAAAUUAUUGUAGAGGACUCGGAUGAAGAAGAAUUGCCUAGUUCAAAGAGGUCCAGGAAUCAACCUCAGAUACAGGAGGAUGAAGAAGAGGACUUCUUUGAAGUGAGGCCAAGUCUGUCGCGAGGGUCAAGUUCAAAAACUACCAAUAUGGAGACAAAUUUAUUUGACGUAGAAGGCUCCAAAGAAAACAAAGAAUCCAAGUCCAGAUCCUCUCCCAGAAAAAAAAGCAGGAAUUUGUCAGUGGAAGCUGGAUCUGAUGAGGACCUAUUUAAUGUAGGCCUGCCUGUGGACUCGCCUGAAAAAUCACCAAAGAAAUCAACAAAGAAUUCCCGCACAUCCCCGGAGAAGUCCAAAUCACCAGAAAAGGCAGUCUCCAACAGACAAAGAGGAACCAGUAAUUCAGAAAAUGGCCAUACUAUUGUUAAAGAGGAAAUUCAAGAGCAAUAUGAAGCAGGAGAAAAUGUUCAAAACCUGCCUGUGGCUCCAGAUUCUGAUGGUUUUCUGUGUGCUAGAGUACAGCCAGGGACUGGAGCUAUAAAGUCAGAGUAUGUAGAUGAAAAAGAUUUACCAUCAGGGUGCAUUCUGACAAAAUUUGUUGACUUGGUUACCCGACCAGUGCGACCAGCACCAACAGUUUCAGGGGAGACCACUCCUCAAGGCUACAUCAAAUGGAAAGGAAAACUAGUCAAAAACUUCAAGAAAUUCAAAAAGAAUCAGAACUGUGGGUCCAAUGGCCUUCCUCGUAUUAUUGGGGGAAGCGAUCUACAGCCACAUGUUCCUUCACAGAGGAAGGAGGUUGAGGAUUGGUUCAGAGAGGCUUUGGAGGCUGAGAGCCAACAGUCAGAGGCUGAGAGGAGAGCUCAGGAACUGUUUGAUUAUGAACCAAACAAGACAGUGCACAUACACGUAUAUGCAGAAAUGGGAAUCUGGAGCUCUGCUAAAAAACUAGAUAAAGCUGUCUUGGUUCAUCAGCUGAGGUUUGCCAACAGCUAUAUUCAGAGACCCAAACAGUUAAUUUCAUCACAGCAGUGUUUGACUUACUCAAGACUCACAGCUGUUCUUCAGCUGAGAUCUACAAAGAAUAUAUGCAGGUUCUACUGCACUGCUGACAAUCAGUAUGGAGCAAAAGGAGCUGUGCAAAUAAACAGCGAUGAAGAUCAAGAAGAAAAAGAAGGCAACAUGGAUACAUCUGAAAUGGAGACCCAGUCUGAAAGUAGUCGAAGUAAAAGGAAGAACACUGCUAUGAGAAAUACAAUUAGAAACUUCUUGAUGAACCACAAAUUAUCCUUUGAAUUAGGUCACACUCAUUUUAUUGCCAACUGUCAUGCUGCACAAUCAAGUCCUCAGACAGGGAAGAAGAACUUGUAUAUAAACUAUAACACAGGUUCCUUUGUGUGUACCACUUGUCAUCAUUAUGGAGAGUGGUCAAGCCUAAGGAGGAAAGUUUUGUCUGAUGCAAAAUGCACAGACUUAAAAACCUCGGAGUGUUUUCGAAAUAAAGAAGAAUCUGAGAGAGUGGGUAACUACAGUGACCAUGGCAUGGAUUACACAGAGAACAAAGAACCAAUCACCUCCAUGUAUGAAGAGGAGUUCACAGCCAUGACUCAUCUCUAUCACUGUCAGGGAUUAAAACCUGAAACAUUUGCCAGACAUGGUGUCAUGUACACGACAGAUGAUAACAAUCUUCCAACCCUCCAUCUCCCUUACGUCAACCCAGACCAGCGAACAGUUGGGAUGAGGACCAUGUUUCUCCAGCAUGCAGUAAAACCCCCAGAACAAGACUCGGUUGGGGGCAGGGAGGAGGGGGAGGGGGAAGAGGGGCACAUGUUUGACGUGGUCAAGAGCUUCCAACCAAGGAUUGGAUUUCAGCAGCUAUUUGGUUGGCAUGGUUACCAGGCAAAUGUCAAGAAAUAUGAUAAGGUUGUUAUUACAUCCUCAGAAUUUGAUGCUAUGGCGAUCACACAAGAAACUGACAUGCUUGGGCUGUCUGUGCCUAAGGGGACAGAACUUCCACUGGAGUGCUUACAUUCCUUGGAACAUGUAAAACAUAUUAUCAUUUGGCUUGGAGCAAAUGAUGCUACUCGAGCCACAUCAAAACUGUUUGCCAAGAAACUGGCUGGGAAAAAUAGAUGUUCAAUUGUCAGGCCAGAAAUUGUCAAAGUGUCCGGUCCUUUGGAUGCCUUGCAGAAAAAGAAGAAAUUAAAGGAAAUUCUGAAGGAGAGUGUUCCUGUCGACCUGGACAACAUUGUGGGAUUCGACAGGUUGACGAGCGAGGUGUAUGCUGAGUUUGCGAAUGUGGAACAGGUGACAGGCGUCAAGUGGAGAAGGUUUGCCCAGAUGAACAAUCUGUUGCGUGGUCUGCGCCCCGGGGAGCUGACCCUUUUCACUGGAACCACUGGCUGUGGAAAGACAACGUUUCUUGGGGAGUACUCACUGGAUUUGUGUAUGCAGGGUGUUAAUACACUUUGGGGGAGUUUUGAGAUAAAUAACAUUCGUAUGGCGAAAAUGUUGCUGAAACAAUUUGCAGUGAAGUCAUUUGAAGAUUCUCUGGAGGAUUUCACUCCAUGGGCCAACCGCUUCAAAGAACUGCCAUUGUAUUUUAUGACUUUUCAUGGACAGGAAGAUUUUGAAAUUGUCAAAGAAACGUUGAUACGGGCCGUGUAUACAAAUGAUGUACAACACAUCAUUCUGGACAACCUGCAGUUUAUGAUUGGGACGGGCUAUGACAGCAACUUUAAUAAGUUUGAUAUUCAGGAUCAUAUUAUUGGAGAACUAAGGAAGUUUGCUACCAAUUUUAACUGCCAUGUGACUCUAGUAAUACACCCCCGGAAGGAAAACAUUGAUCAAGAAAUCACCAUCAGUUCUAUCUAUGGAAGUGCUAAAGCCACACAGGAGGCGGACAAUGUCCUGAUUUUACAGACGAGGAGAUUAUCAGCAGCGACUGCCAAAAAAUAUAUCCAGGUUGUAAAGAACCGCUUUGAUGGAACCACAGGAACUAUGAUGUUAAAGUUUGACAAGGAAUCCCUGACAUUCUCUGGAGUUAAAUCCAGCAAGAAGAAGUCGAAGGAGAAAGUAGCAGAACUUACUGAAGAGGAUGUCAUUGAGGAGAAAAAACUAAACUACAAGGUUGUUGUGGACAUGGAUGGGACUACGUAUACCAAUAAAGGACCAAAGCCAGAGUCUGGGCGAUUCGUCUGCUUUGAUCAUCUCACUUUCUGGGUUGGAAAUGCCAAGCAGGCAGCCUCCUACUACUGCACUCGGGUCGGUUUUGAACCUUUUGCCUACAAAGGACUGGAGACGGGCAGCAGACAAGUGGUGUCCCAUGCAGUCAAACAGAACAAGAUGAUCUUCAACUUCCAGUCCGCCCUGGAACCAGACAACCCUAAAGAGAUAGGAGAACACCUUGUAAAACAUGGUGAUGGGGUCAAGGACAUUGCAUUUGAAGUGGAGGAUUUACAAGCUAUCUUCAAGAGAGCAGUGGCUAAAGGAGCUAUAGUUGUGAAGGAGCCAUGGGAAGAGUCUGAUGAUAGUGGAACCGUCAAAAUGGCUAUGAUAAAGACAUACGGAGACACAACACACACACUGAUUGACCGGUCUGGAUACAAAGGCUUGUUCCUACCUGGAUACAGGGCUUCAACAUUCAAAGACCCCCUUGUUGAACUGUUACCCAAACCAAAUCUUCAAUUUAUUGACCACGUUGUGGGGAACCAGCCAGACAAUGAAAUGACCAGUAUUGCUGACUGGUAUGAGAAGAACCUGAUGUUUCAUCGUUUCUGGUCCGUGGAUGACUCACAAAUCCACACGGAGUACUCUGCGCUUCGCUCCAUCGUGGUUACUAACUUUGAAGAAACCAUUAAGAUGCCAAUAAACGAGCCGGCACCAGGAAAACGGAAAAGUCAGAUACAGGAAUUUGUGGAUUACUAUGGUGGAGCCGGAGUUCAACACAUCGCCAUGAAUACCAAUGACAUCAUCCAAACAGUUUCACUUCUACGAGAAAGAGGCCUUCAAUUUUUGGAAAUCCCCAGCACUUACUACAAAAACCUGAGAGAGAGGUUAAAGAAGUCCAAAGUAAAAGUUACCGAAGACUUGGACAAGAUUCAGAAACUUCACAUCCUGAUUGACUAUGAUGACGAUGGCUACCUGCUGCAGAUCUUCACCAAAAUCAUGCAGGACAGACCAACACUUUUCCUUGAGGUCAUCCAGAGACACAAUCACCAGGGUUUCGGUGCUGGAAAUUUCAAGUCCUUGUUUGAAGCUAUCGAGUUGGACCAGGCUGAACGUGGGAAUCUGUAAUGCCGCUUACAGUCUGAUGUUUAAGAGGCCUUUGUUAGAAUGCAGCAUAGUCAGUCUCCAUGUGCAUUUGAACACUGGUUUUUAUAGAAUCUCAUUACAUUCUGUACAUAUACAAAUACUCCAGUGGGUUGAAUUUGUUCUCUGAUUCUGAUUUACGCUCUUUGCUUUAUUUCUAUGAAAUUGUCCAAGGACAGUUUAUGCAGUCCUAGGGACUAUUGAAUCCAAUUAGUAUUUUAGAGGUUUAUCUUGGAGAAUUUUAGUAUUCAACUUAUUUAGUAUAAGACCACUAGUCAGGGGACAUUGGUGAAUCAUUUUCUAAAGACAUUCACAUAGCCUGCUAUGUGUUGAUGAUUGGAAUCUAUUAAAUUUUCAUAAAUUUUUUUGAAAUUUAUGAAUUUUUUUUAAUCUAUUUUUUUACAUACACAUAUUUUUUUUGGGUACUGAACAUCUUUAAUGUUUUUAAGAGUUGAAUUAUUCAUUGAUUAAAGAUUUUCAGAAACUAUAUCUUUCUAUAGCUAUUCCUUUUGUCUGUAUUGAUGCACCCUUCACAAAUCAUUGAGUGUAAAAACUUGAAAGGAUGUACCAAUUUAAAUAGCGGCGUGCUGCCUUAUGUACAGAAAUGCCUGAAGAGGAUUAAUGAAUGAAAUAGAGAGGUACCUCGUUUCUAAAGCAAACUAAAAACUUCUGUUUACAGUGAGAAUAGUUUAUUAACAGAUAAACAUUUUCAACUUGUUGCUUUUAAAAUCAUGAGCUUGAUUCCCUUUUUUCAUCAUGUUCAUUUUGUAGUACACAUGUAUAGAUGUACUAAAAAUCAAUUUAUUGAUAUCGAAAUGAUUUUUUUUCCAAACAAACGGAAAAAUUCAGAUCUCUAGUGGUGUAUAUUUUGACGUUGAAAUAAAAAAUAUUCCAUAUGA